GGGUCAUACAUCCUCAUGCAAGCAGCAUGGCUGCCAAAAACAAGCACAGAAAAAAGUUCAACCCAAACAAAAAGGAAACAAACCAGUCGGAAGAUAGCAAUAUGGAGGAAGACUACGACGACGAAGGGGACAAUCGGACAGAGAUGGUAGACAAUAGACAUCAGGCGGAGCCGGACGAGUUUAAUCUCGAGGAGGUUCUGCGGCUCGGCGGCACUAAGGCCGACUACAUACUCCUGGCCAACUUGGACGAGUCCAACGUGUUGCUGGACGGAGGGAAGCAAGGCGCCAUAGAUGACCUGGAAGAAGGAGAACUCGAAAAGUUUAUCAUAAAUUUGGGCGUUCGCAAUUUUGCCAACUUGCAGAUCCUCCCAGACGAGACGGAAGAAAAAGCAGUUGAGAAGAAGGAGCCGUCCAAAGCGGAGAAAUCUGCUGAGGGAAAAGCUGCCAAGCCACACCAGAAGGCUUCAGAGGAGCAGAAGAAGACCAAGAAAGGAAAAGCGGCGGCGACGUCUGCGAAACGAGCCAAACAAAACGUGUUUGAGUUCCAUCAGAGGACUUUUCUACUGAUCAAACCCGGAGGCAAAUGGCAUGACCUGGAAUAUUCCGCGGAAGGAUCCACGCUAGCGCAGGAUCCCGCCUUGGUGUCGUCUUACAAGACGCUGGCUCAGCGUCUUUACGAAACUGAAGCGGCGCUGUACAAGAACAAGAAAAACCUGCAGAAAGGAGCCAACUCGGCCUGGAUGAAGACGGUGGUCUCGGCCGGCGUUCUGGCCGACAGGAUGGCGGCCAUGACGGUUCUGAUCCAGGACGCCCCGGUGCAUAUGUUAGAACACGUGGAGAACCUGGUGUCCAUGGUGAAGAAAAAGGGCAACCGACGGAUGGGCCUGAUGGCACUGGACACGCUGCGGGAGCUGUUCCUGUCCGACCUGCUGCCGGAGAACAGGAAGCUGCGCCCCUUCGACCAGCGCCCCUUCGACAAGCUGGAGGAGCUGGCGAGCGGCAACCGCGACGCCCGAGACCGCCGUCUUAUCCUCUGGUACUUUGAGCACCACCUGAAGCACCACGUGGCCGAGUUCGUGGCCGCGUUGGACGUGGUGGCCCACGACACGGUGGCGGCCACCAAGGCCAAGGCGGUGGCCACCGCGCACGAGCUCCUGUGCCAGCGGCCAGAGCAGGAGCGGGCGCUGCUGGUCCAGCUGGUCAACAAGCUGGGCGACCCCGAGUACAAGAUGGCGGCCAAGGCCUCGCACCUGCUGGAGACGCUGCUGCACCAGCACCCCAACAUGAAGGCGGUGGUGUGCUGCGAGGUGGAGCGCCUCAUGUUCCGCUCCAACAUCAGCGCCAAGGCUCAGUACUACGCCAUCUGCUUCCUCAGCCAAGUGCACCUGAGCCACGAGGAGGACGCGCUGGCCACCAAGCUCAUCGCCGUCUACUUCUCCUUCUUCCGCACCUGCGUGGGCAAGAAGGAGGUGGAGUCCAAGAUGCUGAGCGCGCUGCUGUCGGGCGUCAACCGGGCGUACCCGUACGCCAGCCGUGGUGACGAGAAGGUGAAGGAGCAGAUGGACACGCUGUUCAAGGUGGUCCACCUGGUCAAGUUCAACACGGCCGUGCAGGCCCUCAUGCUGCUCUUCCAAGUCAUGGACUCCCAGCAGAGCGUCUCCGACCGCUACUACGUGGCCUUGUAUAGGAAACUUCUUGACGCCAGUCUGUCGACAUCUACCCGUCAGAACAUGUUCCUCAACCUGCUGUACAAGUCGCUGAAGGCCGACACGGUUCUGCGCCGCGUCAAAGCCUUCAUCAAGCGUCUGCUGCAGGUCAGCGCCGAGCAAGGGGCCAACUUUGCCUGCGGCGCCCUCUUCCUGGUCUCCGAGGUCAUGCGGGCCAAGCCGGGACUCAAGACGCUGCUGCAGGAGGCCGGGGACGGGGAAGAGGCGUUCAAAGACCUCCCUGAAGAAAAGGACCCAGAAGAGGGCCACAACGAGGAGGAGGAGCGCUUCGCCGACGCCGACAAGAUGGAGGACGUCACGCCGGAGAUCAAACUUGCGCCGUCGUGGGUGCAUCAUCAGAACCUGGAAGGUGCCAAGCAAGUGCAGACGACCUACGACCCGCUGCACAGGAAUCCGUUAUUCUGCGGCGCAGACCGCACCACCUUGUGGGAACUUCACCGAUUGGCGCUGCACUUCCAUCCGUCUGUGUCGCUCUUCGCCAAAACGCUUUUGAAGGAGGAUGCGAUCCAGUACUCGGGCGACCCCCUGCAGGACUUCACCCUCAUGCGCUUCCUCGACAGAUUCGUCUUCAGAAACCCCAAACAGAUCAAGGGCAAACAGAACACGGACACGUCGGUGUUGCAGCCUAAAACCAGAUCGCACGGCAUCUCUUUAGCAGUGAACAGCGAAGAGUUCCUGGAUAAAGAAGAAAGUCAAAUUCCUGUGGACCAAAUCUUCUUUUAUCGCUUCUUCAAGAAGCGCCGGCAGGAGAACGCGCUCCGCCGGCCCAAGAGGGGCGACGACAACGAGAGCCUGGAGGAUAUCGACGACGACGAGUUCGAGAAGAUUCUCGACUCGUGCGAACAGGACUCGUACUUUGCCGAGUUCCCAGACAGUAACUUGGACUUUGCCGGGAACAUGUCGGGCGACAAAAGGAAAAAAAGCGUAAAAAAGGAUGCGGACGUGUCCGAGGACUUGGACGACUUGGACGACUUGGACGACUUGGACGACUUGGACGACGAGGAGGUGUCGGUGGGCAGCAUGGACGAGGAAGACUUUGGGGAAGACCUGGAUGAAGAAGGAGGAGCCUUCAUGGAGCCUGCCGGAGAUUUUGCUGAUGAAGGCGAACUGGAAGACGAUGACGAGCAAGAUGUGGACUUUGAUGAAGAAGUUGAUGUUCCAGACGUGACACCGCGUUCCAAGAAAGUCAAGAGGAAGGCGAGCGAAGCGCUGGACUUCACGCAGACUUUCGCCUCCAAAGCAGGAAAGAAGAAAAAGAAAGGAGAAAAAGGAACGGCCAUGUUUGCAGCGGCUGAGGAGUUUGGCUGCCUGCUGGAUGAUAACGCCGGCGCCAAGUUUGAUAACAUCGGACUGAACGCCAUGGCCAACAAGGACAAAGCAGGCGUGAAGCAGCUCAAGUGGGAGAGCCAACGCGACGACUGGAUCCACGACCGCGACGCCAAGACGCUGCGAAGGAAGAAGGCCACCUUCAACAAGAGGAAGCGCUUUGCACGUGCUAACAAGACCUCCACGAUAAUGGGAAACAAAAGAAAGCGGAAAUAGUUGUCAGCGUCCGCCGGCGUCUGUCUCCCAAUCCAAUUGGUCUCUCAGCCGCACGCCGGUCACGCCCGCCAGCUCAUUGGACUUGUAGUAAACUGUCGACGGGAGAAACCAAGAAUAACUGCUGCCGUCAUGGAGCGAAAAGCAUCAUCUAUGUUCCUACUGUGUUCUCGCUCACCUUCCAGAAUGGAUGGAAACCUUUUCUUCAUUGUGCUUCUAAAAUCUGAAACCAUUUCAA
This is a messenger RNA of Syngnathus typhle (broad-nosed pipefish), 3504 nucleotides long. It is a transcript of the gene cebpz, whose product is annotated as CCAAT enhancer binding protein zeta. The transcript has 17 exons. Bases 27 to 3269 code for a protein of 1080 amino acids. The record is from RefSeq and is a predicted model, not a curated record. Lineage: Eukaryota; Metazoa; Chordata; Actinopteri; Syngnathiformes; Syngnathidae. Gene Ontology annotation, cellular component: nucleus.